Molecule: messenger RNA, 543 nt
Organism: Camellia sinensis
Lineage: Eukaryota; Viridiplantae; Streptophyta; Magnoliopsida; Ericales; Theaceae
Source: RefSeq, a predicted model, not a curated record
AUGUUUACACGAGGGAAUAGAGGUCAAGUUGGGAAUAGGAGUGCCGGUAGGGGCACAAUGGUUCCUUUAGAACCUACCGUUGUAACAUCGGCUGUCGGUGAGGAAGUUGCACGUGAGAUUGUAAGAGCAGUGCAAGAGGCUCUAGGUCGCAAUGAGGGUGACAACAGGCAUACCCUCAAACUUACUAAGGAGUUUCUUCGCUCUAAUCUGCUGGAGUUUUUGGGGAAGGCUACACCGUUAGAGGUGGAGGAUUGGUUGGAACAGAUUACCAAGACUCUUGAUAUGCUCAGAGUCAAACAUGAAGGAUUGAGGGUUUCUUUGGCGACAUUUCAGUUAAGAGGAGAUGCGAGUUAUUGGUGGAAAUAUACUAAGAACAUAGGAGGUAACACAUGGAUUGCUUUCACGGAGGCCUUUUGGGCCAAGUACUUCCGUCCUUCCACUCGGGAGAGAUUGAGGGAACAAUUUGUUGAGUUGUGCCAGGAGGCUACUCCUUUGGCACAGUUUGUGAUGUGGUUCAUUAGUUUGUCAAGGUUUGCUCCAUAG